Molecule: messenger RNA, 1863 nt
Organism: Brachypodium distachyon (stiff brome)
Lineage: Eukaryota; Viridiplantae; Streptophyta; Magnoliopsida; Poales; Poaceae
Product: aspartic proteinase NANA, chloroplast
Exons: 2
Coding region: 123-1529 (468 amino acids)
Biological process (GO): proteolysis
Molecular function (GO): aspartic-type endopeptidase activity
Source: RefSeq, a predicted model, not a curated record
UCUCCCUUCGCCAUUGCCGUACACAGACAAAAAGCAGGGCCAAAGAUCUGCUCUGUUCUGUGCCGCUGUGCGCGCGCGAGAGAGAUCAGUGACCGGCGGAAGCAUCCUCAUUUGCUUUCGCAAUGGCCCGCUUCGCCCAUCUUCUCGUGCUCGUCUCCUUCGUCCUCGCUUCCGGCGCCGCGGCGGCGGCGGCUGGCGGUGCCCACCGGCGGGAGAGGUCGUCGGCGCGGCUCCAUCUAGAGCGGGCGGCGCCGGGCGCGACGAUGGCGGAGCGCGCGGCGGACGACCGUUUCCGGCACGCCUACAUCAACGCCAAGCUCGCCGCCGCCUCGUCGUCCUCCGCCCGGCGGCGCGCGGCGGAGACUUCGCCGGCUGAGUCGUCGGCGUUCGCGAUGCCGCUGACGUCGGGGGCGUACACGGGCACGGGGCAGUACUUCGUGCGGCUCCGCGUGGGCACCCCCGCGCAGCCCUUCGUGCUCGUGGCCGACACCGGCAGCGACCUCACCUGGGUCAAGUGCAGCAGCCCUUCGUCUUCGUCUUCGUCUCCGGCCGCGUCACCGCCGCAGAGGGUGUUCCGGCCGGCGGGGUCCAAGUCGUGGUCACCUCUCCCGUGCGACUCCGACACCUGCAAGUCCUACGUCCCCUUCUCCCUCGCCAACUGCUCCUCCCCUCCCGACCCCUGCUCUUACGACUACAGGUACAAGGACAACUCGUCGGCGCGCGGCGUGGUCGGCCUGGACUCAGCAACGGUGUCGCUCUCCGGCAACGACGGCACCCGAAAGGCGAAGCUCCAGGAGGUGGUGCUGGGCUGCACGACCUCCUACGACGGGCAGAGCUUCAAGUCAUCCGACGGCGUGCUCAGCCUGGGCAACAGCAACAUCUCCUUCGCGUCCCGCGCCGCGUCGCGCUUCGGCGGCCGCUUCUCCUACUGCCUCGUCGACCACCUCGCCCCUCGCAACGCCACCUCCUUCCUCACCUUCGGCAACGGCGACUCCUCCCCCGGCGACGACUCCUCUUCGCGGAGGACGCCGCUGGUGCUGCUGGAGGACGCCCGGACGCGGCCAUUCUACUUCGUGUCCGUGGACGCGGUCACCGUGGCCGGGGAACGCCUGGAAAUCCUCCCGGACGUGUGGGACUUCCGCAAGAACGGGGGAGCCAUCCUCGACUCCGGCACGAGUCUCACGAUCCUGGCAACCCCGGCGUACGAUGCGGUCGUGAAAGCCAUUAGCAAGCAGUUUGCCGGCGUGCCACGGGUGAACAUGGACCCGUUCGAGUACUGCUACAACUGGACCGGGGUUUCGGCCGAGAUCCCGAGGAUGGAGCUGCGGUUCGCCGGCGCCGCGACGCUGGCACCGCCGGGGAAGAGCUACGUGAUCGACACGGCGCCCGGGGUGAAGUGCAUCGGGGUUGUGGAAGGGGCGUGGCCUGGCGUGUCUGUGAUCGGCAAUAUCCUGCAGCAGGAGCACCUCUGGGAGUUCGACCUUGCUAACCGCUGGCUCCGGUUCAAGCAGUCCCGCUGCGCCCAUUAGGCAAUUGAUGCAGCAGGCCCGUGAUAUAUACAUGUAGUGACAGGCUUUUUACCCGGCUUGUCGUCUCGCAGGUUUUGCAAGGCUCUGAUGAUCGUUAACUGUUAAUGAAAUGGGGGCGAUGGUUUCUGAAAAAAGUUGUGUCUGAUGCGACGAGAAAUUCCUGAAAAUCAAGAUGUGUCAGCACAGUGAGAAAUUAAGACUCCAUCGUACAGAAAAAAGGCUAAUAAAAUGUAACAUGACAUCUGUACAUUCCAUGAAGAAUGCCGCAAGAAGAAACGGUUAGAAACUACAUAACCCAUUUUGUUGCAAAACCUGCUAAUACAGGCAACUGUUC